AUGGCGACCGCGCGCGCGCGCAGUGGCCGCGGUGUGCUCGAAUCGAUCCGUGAUGCACAUCUCGACCUUGGCGGUCGCGUUCUUGCGUCCGAUCUGGCUCCAGGCGUCGCGCUCCACGAGCACCUCAGCGCGAGGGGCUGCCUCUCGGAGGACGAGCGCCGGCGCCGAGUCGAGUGCAACAUCAGCUCAGUAUUCCACCUCGAGUGCGCCGCGGUGCAGUCUAUGCCUAGUGGCGACUGGUCAUGUCCUGUUUGUUCGAGCAGAGAUGAGGAUGACCACAAGGUACGCAAAAUGCAGGCGUCCCGCCAAGGCGAAGAACGAAUAUCACCGAUCGAUUCGGACAUUUUCAAGUUCAAUUUCGCAGCGGCUACCCAUGUUCACAAAGGCGUGUCUUUAUUCAAUCUUUUGCAGCUCUUGCAAUUAUGGACCCCACAUCAUGUAUUCUCCAAGGUGACGAAGAUAUGUACACUGCUCCACCAGCUACCCGGCAGCAAUGAUGCACGAAAAAUGCCGCUUACCGGUUGGGAAUUAGGAGUACCUCUCUUGUUGCGAAAUCUGGCAGGCGUUCUUGGCCCAACACAAUUGAUUGCCGCCCUGGAGGCACUCGAGGGUCCAUAUAGCUCUCAGUACCGCAUACUGUCUGAGUCAUUUGGUGUCUGUUUGCUGGUUGGACACAAAACUGCAGUGGAGAGCAAAUGUAAGGAGUGUGGCAGCAUUCUUUAUCUGCGUGGUGCAUGUCUGGCGUGCGGACAGGCCCUCCACUGCAAGGAUUUCCAACUGAUCCCGGCGCCGGUGCCAUCUUGUAUUCAGAGGGAAAACCUGCGAUGCUUUCAAGAGCAAAACCUGCGAUGUUCAACGCAACAGCAGAUGUCAACACCCGUGGUAAGAGACCUUGACUUGCUGGAAAACGCCCGUAAGGAACGAAUACUAGCAGGAGUUUCAUACCUGGCUAGGUGUGGCAGCGAUGAAGCAACGUUUGACAAAUUUGGUGGUGAUAUUAUUUUUUUGUUUCGGAAUCUAGUACACUCUGCGGGCGGCAGUGCGAUUCAGUCACACAAUUUCGCCAUGGAAGAUAGCACAGAAGUUAGUACGCAUAUAGCGGGCCACCUGCACUCUCUGAUCAGGCACUGGAUGGCUCAGCACAUCCGGAUUAGUACUGAGAUGGAACUCGAGAGAAUUCUCAACAUGGUAGAAGCACUGCAUGUACUCACUCAGCUCGGCAUAAGUGACAGCGAUUCUCUCCCUUCGUUACAACAAAUGAUGGAAACGCUUACAUCGUUCGCCCACCCAAUUACACACCGCGUUGGUGCCAACUCAAACACUGGUGGACAAGUUAAUGAUGAUAGAGCUUCAAAGCGAACUCUUAGAUCCUUUUGUCUCGGCGAUGUAAAGCGGCGACUUAGCACUGCAAUUCUCAACUUUGAUGUCAGUGAUAUCCUUGGUUGUGACCCAACGGCUGGACAGAUCCCUAAAACAGACUCUCGGCAUUGUGCACAUUGUGGCAAGGAGAAUGCAAGGGGACAAUCAAAUUGUGCCGACUGUAACUCGUUUUUACGUUCAAAAAUUGACUAUGGUUCAUUGACGGAUGCUCUUGUCUGGGGCUAUCUGUUUGAGGAAAUCAGCAUACCUCUCGUGUGUAAUAACGCGGAAGUCUCGUUUGUAGACGUGAUUACUCAUCUGCCGUCCGUCCGCAACUACCAGCGCAUUGAUGAACUCGGUCAUGAUUUUUAUCGCCUCCAGUGCUACUUUGUGACUCAUCUAAUCUAUGUAUUAUCCGACUGGGGUCGUCAUCUCCUCGAACGUUCCCUUUUUGAAGAAGAACUCUCGUUUAUUGUUUCAAAUCUAAUUCAGGUAAUCUCAAUGGAUGACCCCGAACUCACAGGGGAAUUUCUGCAGUGCCUGCGCAUUCUUGGCAUAUCUCGCAAAAGUGACGUGGCAAUAUGGCCUUUAAUUUUACAAGCAAUGAACUACCUCUUGGACGUGCAACAACGAAAUAGUACUCCUGGACUGUGGUCGAAAUCCUCUGACCCGUACGAUCGAUAUCAUACCACGUAUUGCACUACUAUUGGCUUGCUAUCGUACGAUCUUUCUGCUGAUGACGACGGGGCUGAUGAGCCUCCACCGUCGAUCCCUCGUGCUUUUUAUGUUCGAACGCUGUAGCAAACUUACAGCGGACACACCUCAACCCAUAUUGGGACACGACGUAACCAUCACAUGGAUCUUGGUAUUGAAGGAGAAUAUUCUGACCGGGAGCGUGGGGUGGCGACAGCGGGAUCCGUUACGAUUCGUCGAUGGUGGAAUGAAGCACCCCCCCCCGCCCCAGCGCCCCCUUCAAGAGGUGUCACCGAAAAUCAAUGGCGCCUUCCGCGACCCCGAUUGGAGCGCGAUUCUGGCUUCCUACCCGGAUUGGCAACUGGCGGGCGUUCUGCCCUGGAAUCUGGGGCUGGGGCUGCGUUUGAGCACGCCUGAGAGGCGUUGCGUGCGCCGCGACAUUUUCAAGUUAACUCUAAAGGAAGCAAGGUAAACUCCUCCCUCGAAGGGAGGCUGAGCUCAAUUCAAUUAAAGGGCCAGAAUGAAGGCCGACGGGCCGCGCUUGGAUGGCACAGCCACCGCAGCAGGGACGGAGGAGGGUAGGGUAGGGCGGGUGCUUCAUUUGCCAGUGUGCCGAAGGAGGGUGGUGGGCGGGCUAAAAAAAAAAGCCGCGCCA
Molecule: messenger RNA, 2707 nt
Organism: Aureococcus anophagefferens
Lineage: Eukaryota; Pelagophyceae; Pelagomonadales; Pelagomonadaceae
Product: expressed protein
Exons: 11
Coding region: 1-2160 (719 amino acids)
Source: RefSeq, a predicted model, not a curated record